AUGUAUACUGAUGAAGGAGAAGGAGAGUCAAAUGAUGGAAAAAAACGAUCAACAGGUGAGUGCCAACAACCACCUGGUGGAUCGCAACAACCAGUUGUUAAAAGAGUUGCCGUCAAAAAACAGUUGCUUGAGGCGAGAAAACAAUCAGGCUGUGCAAAAUUACAAAUAAAAACAAAUUCAUCCUAUACCUCAAAGACACCCGAUCCAGAACAAGGAUUAAUUGAGCGAGAAACAAGCAGCGCGAGUCGAACAUCUAUCAAAAAUUUAACGAACCCACAAAUCCGACGCCUUUUGUAUCAAAAACUUAUGUCCAUUAAAAGAUUAACAGUGUUUAGUAAGCAGCACAGUGGAUAUUAUAAAGGUUUUGAUAGCGAUAAAUUACGCGUAGAAAAAAUGGGUAAUGUGAUACGCCAGUUUCGAUUGAGUACGACAAGUUGUUUUCUUAAUGCGAACAAAGCUGUUAACUGUUAG
Messenger RNA from Dracunculus medinensis (Guinea worm), 471 nucleotides. The record is from the annotation of a GenBank genome assembly. NCBI's taxonomy places the organism in Eukaryota, Metazoa, Nematoda, Chromadorea, Rhabditida, Dracunculidae.